AUGGAAGUGGCAACAGUUGGGAUGUUGGUAUGCGUAGGGACUGCCCUUUUUGCGGGUACUCACUUAUGCGCGACAUGGAAGAUCUUCAUCGGAGAAUCCGAAGAAGAUCUUCUGUCACCUGCGGCGGAUGAACUGCCGCCGGAGUAUGCUUACGAAGAAGAGGAUGAUGAAAGUGUAGUAGUAGAGUGUGCAGUGUGUUUGGAGAGGUAUAGGGCGGGUGAGAAAUGCAGGCUGCUUCCUGGCUGUAAUCAUAGCUUUCAUUCACAAUGCAUUGAUCCAUGGCUUAUCAAGACACCAAUAUGCCCCAUUUGCAGAUCAUCUUGCAUGCCUUCAAAAAUUUGA
Molecule: messenger RNA, 342 nt
Organism: Impatiens glandulifera
Lineage: Eukaryota; Viridiplantae; Streptophyta; Magnoliopsida; Ericales; Balsaminaceae
Product: RING-H2 finger protein ATL14-like
Exons: 1
Coding region: 1-342 (113 amino acids)
Source: RefSeq, a predicted model, not a curated record